AUGGGGAACAAGAAGGGCGGCUCGUCCUGGCUCACCGCCGUCAAGCGGGCCUUCCGCUCCCCGUCCAAGGAGGACAGCCCCAAGAAGGCGCCGCGCCUCCGCGAGGACCCCGACGCCGACGAGGACAAGAACAAGAGGGAGCGGAGGCGAUGGCUGUUCAGGAGGUCCUCGUCCCCGUCCCCUUCGCCGGCGGCUCCUCCGGCGCCGCCCGAGCAGCAUCAGCAGCAGAACCAAUCGGCGGCGGCGAGGUCCGCGCCGGGCCCGUCGGUGACGGAUGAGCAGCGCCACGCCAUCGCGCUCGCCGUGGCGACGGCCGCCACGGCCGAAGCCGCCGUCGCCACGGCGCAGGCGGCCGCCGAGGUGGUCCGCCUCACCCGCCCCUCCUCCAGCUUCGUGCGCGAGCACUACGCCGCCAUCGUCGUGCAGACCGCCUUCCGAGGCUACCUGGCGAGGCGCGCGCUGCGCGCUCUCAAGGGGCUGGUGAAGCUGCAGGCGCUGGUGCGCGGCCACAACGUGCGGAAGCAGGCCAACAUGACGCUGCGCUGCAUGCAGGCGCUGGUGCGCGUCCAGGCGCGCGUGCGCGACCAGCGGAUGCGCCUCUCGCAGGACUCCCUCUCCGCCGCCGGCGCCGCCGCCUGCGGCAGCAGCAAGUCCUCGUACAGCGUCGACACAUCCACCUUCUGGGACUCCAAGUACACCCACGAAUACGCCGAGCGACGCUCCGUGGAGCGGUCGAGGGACGGCAGCAGCUUCGCCGCCGACGACUGGGACGAUCGGCCGCGCACGAUUGAGGAGAUCCAGGCCAUGCUGCAGACCAGGAAAGACGCCGCUCUCAAGCGCGAGAGAGCACUGUCCUACGCCUUCUCCCAUCAAAUUUGGAGGAACCCUGCCCCGUCCGCGGAGGAAGAGAUGGACGUCGACGGGCAGCCGCGGUGGGCAGAGCGAUGGAUGGCGUCACGGGCGUCCUUCGACACCAACAGGAGCAGCGCCCGGACGGCCGCCGCCGCGGCGCCAGGACGCGCGUCCACGGACCACCGCGACCAGGUCAAGACGCUGGAGAUCGAUACUGGCCGCCCCUUCUCCUACUCCACGCCUCGGCGGCAGGCGCCGCCGUCGUCGCAGCACGGGAGCGGCUCGCCGAUGCACCGGGCGCAGCACCACCACCACUCCGCGGGGACGCCGUCGCCGGGGAAGGCGCGCCCGCCGAUCCAGGUCCGCUCCGCGAGCCCGCGCGUGGAGCGCGGCGGCGCCGGCGCCGGCGGGGGCAGCUACACCCCGAGCCUCCACUCCCAGCGCCACGCGUCCUCCGGCUCGGCAGUGCCGAACUACAUGGCAGCCACGGAGUCGGCCAAGGCACGCAUCCGCUCCCAGAGCGCGCCGCGGCAGCGGCCCGCGACCCCGGAGCGCGACCGGCCGCAGACCGCGUACAACCCCGCGACCGGGAGCGCCAAGAAGCGGCUGUCGUUCCCCGUCCCGCUGGACACGUACGGCGGCGGGUACGCGCAGAGCCUGCGCAGCCCGAGCUUCAAGAGCGCGACGGGGCGGUUCACCUCCGAGCAGCGCUCCACCGUGUCGUCCUUGUCGUGCGCGGAGAGCGUAGGUGGGGAGCCGAUCUCCCCGUCGUCCACCACCGACCUCCGCCGCUGGCUCCGCUGA
Lolium rigidum is the source of this 1656-nucleotide messenger RNA. RefSeq names its product protein IQ-DOMAIN 17-like. Bases 1 to 1656 code for a protein of 551 amino acids. The transcript is spliced from 5 exons. The record is from RefSeq and is a predicted model, not a curated record. NCBI's taxonomy places the organism in Eukaryota, Viridiplantae, Streptophyta, Magnoliopsida, Poales, Poaceae. Gene Ontology annotation, molecular function: protein binding.